AUGUUGGCCCCGCAACCAUCUGAAUUGCCAGUAUGGACACCUACAGUAAUAGUUCCUCGUUGCCGCGUCACUCCAGAUGGUGGAAUCGUCAAGAUGCAGAACCUCACAACGGCUAGUGAGCAAUUCCCUGUAUGGGAACGAGGCUCAAAUGCCAAAAUAGCAUAUACCGCCUAUACAUUCAUACCUCAUGACUUGGAGUCUACACCGAACGAUCCCUCAUCUCCCUCCCCUGUCGCAAAACACGAAUGUCAUCAACACAAUUCAUCAUCCGACAAGAUUUGUUGUAGUAACCACGAAAAUGAGCAUAAACACGAUUGCUCAUCGUCGCAUGGAAAAUGCCAUCAGGAACCUGAUAUAAUACCUCUACCCAUCACUGAACAAUCAAAACCGAAACGCGUCAAGGUUGGAGAAUCAAGUGUGUUUGAACUUCGGAUGGGGAUGAAGUUUAGUGUCCCUGCUAUGGAGGAAUGUAUAAAGACUAUGCGUGUCGGUGAAACUGCAAAGUUCCUCUGUCUGCCUCCCUACACUGAUGGAUACGUGCAGAUGGAAUUAGCAUUAAGGCAGGAACGUGAUAAAUCAGUGGGUAGUGCUCCUCGCUGUGCACACGGGUUUGCGUCCCUAUUGAAUCAACAUAAGGAUCUGAUACACGUCCCAACUACACCACUCGAGUUUGAAAUCACUCUGAUUGAUGCCAAAUCACCCAAAGACUUUGAGCGUGAGCUAUGGGAGAUGUCUAGUCUUGAGAAAUGGAAUGAAGCCGUCGCUAAACGUGUCAGUGCCAAAGAAUUGUGUCAAGCAGGGCGAUGGAACGAAGCUCUACCCAUACUGAAACGUAGUGUAAUAUUGCUGGAAUCUCUAAAGACAAGUAGUACCAUACAGGAUCUAGAACGAGAAAAGUUGCGUCAAGACCGUCUUAGUGAAUCGACUGACUCCGCUACAACCGAAUUGGACUUCGUGACACUUGAGGACUAUAAUGAACUCUAUAUAUCGACCCAUCUGAAUCAUGCUCUGUGUACUCUAAAGCUCGGAGACUACGAGUCAAGUAUCUUAUCUUGUACAGCAGUGAUUACUCGAGACCCAAAUCAUGUCAAGGCCAGGUUUCGACGAGCCAAGGCUUAUAUUGCUAUUGGACGUGAUUUGGAACUAGCAGAACAAGAUAUAUAUGUACUCAAGCAUACAUUACAAGACACCGACGAUACCCUGGCUGAUAUUCGUCGUGAAGAGACGCUUCUUCGUCAGAAGAAGCUGGCAUGGGCUGCCAAAGAACGAAACAUGUAUGCAGGAAUCCUCACAAAGUAG
Synchytrium microbalum is the source of this 1299-nucleotide messenger RNA. RefSeq lists its product as uncharacterized. The transcript has 2 exons. Gene Ontology annotation, molecular function: peptidyl-prolyl cis-trans isomerase activity; protein binding. NCBI's taxonomy places the organism in Eukaryota, Fungi, Chytridiomycota, Chytridiomycetes, Synchytriales, Synchytriaceae. The coding region runs from base 1 to 1299 and encodes 432 amino acids. The record is from RefSeq and is a predicted model, not a curated record.